AUGGAUUCUCGUAGAUGGAUGUACAAUAGAUCUUAUGAUGAUCCAUUAGGGAUGAGGGAUGAAUUUAUAGCCGGUGUCUAUGCUUUUGUUGAAUACGCAAAGUCACUUGAGGAUUUUAUAGUUCAUGGUGUGGUUAGGUGUCCUUGUGCUAAAUGUGAAUGUAUGAAUUACAAGACCCCAGAUCUUGUUACGCUUCAUCUGUACGAAAAAGGCUUUAAAAGUAAUUAUACAGUGUGGACUAGUCACGGGGAAACACACAACAAUUUUGUUAGAUCUCAGAACUUUGAAGUCGGUGAAAGUAGCAGGAGGGUAGAACGUAAUGUCCAAAAUUCCAGAAUGCACGACAUGGUUCAGGAUGCAUAUGGCAUGCAUUCGGAAUUUGAAUCUGGUGGCCAUGUUGAAGAAGCUCCCAAUGAAGAGGCCAAACGUUUUUAUGCAAAGUUAAAUAAAGCUAGCCAGCCUUUAAAGGAUGGGAGUCCGCACUCUCAGUUGUCUGUCGCCGUUAGAUUGUUGAGUAUCAAAGCAGAUAACAAUAUUUCUGAGGGGGAAAUGGAUUCUUUUAUUGACCUCAUGCAUGAAUUAGUUGACUCCACUCUAGAGAUACCCGAUAAUUACUAUAAGGCAAAGACAUUGGUGUCCAAGUUGGGACUGUCGUCGGUCAGAAUUGAUUGUUGUGAAAAUGGUUGCAUGUUAUACUAUAAGGACGAUGUCGGUCUAGAAUCUUGUAAGUUUUGUGGUAGUAAUCGUUCUGCCCCUCAUAUGAGAUGGCACAGUGAAAAUAGAAGGCCACCGGGUGUUAUGUGUCAUCCAUCUGAUGGUGAGGCUUGGCAGCAUUUUGAUAGAACCUAUCCAGACUUUGCAGUUGAACCACGUAACGUCAGGUUGGGUUUAUGUUCAGAUGGAUUCACUCCGCAUUCUAUUUCUGCUGCUCCGUAUUCUUGCUGGCCCGUGUUCAUAACCCCGUAUAAUCUUCCUCCUGAGAUGUGUAUGACUAGUCCAUAUAUAUUCCUUAACUGCAUUAUUCCUGGCCCUCGUAAUCCAAAAGUUUUGAUUGAUGUGUACUUGCAACCACUGGUUGAUGAACUGAAACAAUUGUGGGCCGUAGGGGUUGAGACAUAUGACAUUUCGCGCAAGCAGAAUUUUAAUUUGAGGGCUGCUUUAAUGUGGACUAUUAAUGAUUUUCCUGCAUACGGGAUGUUGUCCGGGUGGAUGACAGCCGGAAAGUUAGCAUGUCCUUACUGCAUGGAGAAUACUAAGUCUUUCACUUUAAAAAACGGCAAAAACAAUUCAUGGUUUGAUUGUCACCGUCAGUUCUUGCCGAUGGAUCACCCCUUUAGGAGAAUGAAAAAUGCAUUCAAGAAGAAUACAAUUGAACAAGACUGUCCACCUCCAAUAUUGUCUGGUGAGGAUAUCUGGGAGAGAGUUCAGAACCUCCCAAAGGUUACUGAAGAAGAACCGUACAGUGAUGGAUGUAAAGGACAAGACCAAAGAUAA
Molecule: messenger RNA, 1494 nt
Organism: Lycium barbarum (goji berry)
Lineage: Eukaryota; Viridiplantae; Streptophyta; Magnoliopsida; Solanales; Solanaceae
Exons: 3
Coding region: 1-1494 (497 amino acids)
Source: RefSeq, a predicted model, not a curated record